This is a messenger RNA of Sabethes cyaneus, 1167 nucleotides long. Its product is annotated as phospholipase B1, membrane-associated. The record is from RefSeq and is a predicted model, not a curated record. Gene Ontology annotation, molecular function: glycerophospholipase activity. Gene Ontology annotation, biological process: phospholipid metabolic process. The transcript has 4 exons. NCBI's taxonomy places the organism in Eukaryota, Metazoa, Arthropoda, Insecta, Diptera, Culicidae. The coding region runs from base 52 to 1167 and encodes 371 amino acids.
ACGUCCUUGGAUACGCCGCUGUUUAUUGAAAAGUUUAGAGGCUUCCGCAGCAUGGCACUGAAUUUGAUAGGCAAUACAGGAAAUAAUAAGAGAAAGUUUGAAAUAAACCUAAGAAUGGGAAAACUACAACAACAGUUUCCACUAGACUACCCAUUCUUCUGUAAUACUACGGGAAUGCGGAGUCCUACCGUACCGACUUCAGUGGACAAGCUGCGCCCUGGCGAUAUCGAUAUUAUAGGAGCAAUUGGUGAUUCAUUAACCGCUGGAAAUGGUGCGAUGGCUACGAAUAUCCUGGAAGUAUUAGUGGAAAACAAAGGUAUUUCCUGGAGUAUUGGAGGCCAAUCCACUUGGAGGCAGUUUCUUACAUUACCAAAUAUUUUGAAGGAAUACAAUCCGAAUUUAUAUGGGUACUCAAUUAAGGACGGUGUGUCGACAAGCAAAUCUUCACGGUUUAAUGCCGCCGAGGGAGGUUCCAUGAGUCAAGAUAUCCCUCACAUGGCGAGAAAUUUGGUCAAACGCAUGCUACAUGAUACUAACGUUGAUAUCCAAAAUCACUGGAAAUUAAUAACACUACUUAUAGGAGGAAAUGACUUUUGUUCCAACAUAUGCUACACAAAUCCACCGGAAAAGGCCUUACAAUAUCACGAAUCGAAUAUCCUGACUGCUUUGAGAAUAUUCAGAGACUACUUGCCACGCACAUUUGUGAAUCUGGUGUCCAGCCCAAAUGUCAACAUCCUGAAUCAGCUCAAGGGAAAACCACACGAAUGCGUAACAAUGCACGUUGUAGAAUGUCCCUGCUUUAUUGCAACUCGUUUCGUUCCACAAAGACGUCGUUACCUCAAACUAAUAGAGAAAUGGAAUGUACUCCAGAUGGACAUAGCAAAUCGGAAAGAAUUUCAUAGUAAACCCGACUUCACUGUUGUACAUCAGCCAUUUAUUAUGAACAUCAGCAUACCGGAUAAGCCAAAUGGUGACUCGGACUUGAGUUACAUGUCUGCCGAUUGUUUUCAUUUGAGCCAAAAAGGUUACGCGCGCGCAAGCAAUGCUCUGUGGAACAACAUGCUGGAACCGUUGGGAAGGAAAUCAAGUACUUGGGGACAAGAGUUUAGUAGUUUCAAAUGUCCUUCCUCGGAUACGCCAUACUUCCGCACGGCCGGUAAUAGUUGA